Anopheles arabiensis is the source of this 13405-nucleotide messenger RNA. Its product is annotated as myb-like protein Q. The record is from RefSeq and is a predicted model, not a curated record. The transcript has 5 exons. Gene Ontology annotation, cellular component: nucleus. Lineage: Eukaryota; Metazoa; Arthropoda; Insecta; Diptera; Culicidae. Bases 1972 to 3360 code for a protein of 462 amino acids. Gene Ontology annotation, biological process: regulation of transcription by RNA polymerase II. Gene Ontology annotation, molecular function: RNA polymerase II cis-regulatory region sequence-specific DNA binding; DNA-binding transcription factor activity, RNA polymerase II-specific.
UUUUUUUUUUUUUGUUUGCGGCUGCGUUCCCUGCGCUGUGUUCCCGCGUGCUGCCAUCCAGCUGGCCACCGUACCUUCUGUGUGUGUGCGCGCGUGUGUGUGUGUGUGUGCGUUCUAUCAAGAACCAUCCUUUGCCUUGACGGGCAGGAUACUGGCGGGUUUCCCCCAAGUUCUUGUAGGUUCUUGAUUUGUAUCUGUGAAAACAAUUGCGGGAACAGGAUAUAGUGAUCAAAACCUUCGCAACCUCCGGCAGUGGCGAAGACACGCAUACCGAACAGCGUGAGCGUGACAGUAAGCAUCCAGAGAAAGAGCGAGAGCACUCCUGGAGAACUCAGUGCAUGCGGUUUCACUAUUCUAUACACUAAGCGCACACAGCAAUAGAAUAGUACACUCCCGCUGUGACGACGCGAGUGACGUACAACGCUUGUCCCGUGGGAUUGCGGUAUACUACCAAGCUCGUUGGCGGUGUGGGUGUAGGUGCCCGAUUCCCGAUUCUGCGAGCGCGCGCGUUCCCGACGUUCCCGAUUGCGCUCGGUUUCGGCUGCGAGCACACUAAAGCUUCAGUGUCUGACUGUACGUUCACAAGUUCGCACGAGCGCGUUCCGUUCCCGUGUGCCCGUGCGUAGUGCCGUGCAGUGUUAGUGUCGUUUUGCUUUGCUCGUUAGAACGCCGCCAAUUUGAAUAGAGAAGAGCGCGCGUAACAAUACAAGCACCGAGUAGGGCCCUAGUGCGCGACCCGCAACGCAUGGUGUAGCACGUACAAGGUCAGCACCGGCGUACUCACACACUGCCUGGGCAUAGUGCAUUUGCAUACGAGCGCGCGCGGUAGCGAGGCAGACAACGCCAGUCCGGUGUCGUGGAGAAGAGGGCAACGCAAACAAACAAAAAAAUAGCACACCAACACUCCCCCCGGGGAAGGGAAGCUAGCAGCCAACGGUUUCGGAAGCGGCAGUCAGGCCCGUGCGUUCCGCGGCACUACUCUUCGCCACUAACACUCAGAGGAAGUGCUCAGAGGAAGUCGGUGCGUGAAAAACGUGUGAUCUUCGGUACCUGCUACGCUUGCAUUCGGAAGUGUCUUUUGAGGGAGUCGUAACCCACUACCCCUUCUGUAGGUGGACUAGUCUCUGUAAGCUGUUCUCAGAUGUCUUUGCUCGUGGUCCCGACCGGUCCCGACGUUGCGGUUACCUACAGCCGGUUUGCUCUGUGAUCUGUGAGCGCAGUGAUCAUCGAGACACCACCUCUUGACCCCCCUCCGAUAUCAUAAACCCAUCCGACGGGUUUUGGUGAUCAGAUUCUAUAUCAUCCUCUUCUUCCUUCCCCCUGUUCUAACCUCUAGAAGUAGACCGAUCGCCGCCGAUAUUUAGUCCUUCGACCAGCGCGGCUAGUGUCCUAGUCUCUGUGUUUGUGUGUGAGUGUGUGUGUAUGAGUUUGUGAGUGCUGUGUGGGUGCAUCUGCCACUCGACAGUGUGUGUAUCGGCAAGCCUAUCGAUUAACAUGGCGUGAGAUGCCAGCAACGUAUGCGCGUAAAUACUCAUCACGAUGAAGUGUUCGUCUGUAUGUUUUGCUUCCUAGCAGGUGGUUCUAGCUUAGUGUGAGUGCGAAACGUCGCCACCAUUCGUGUGAUUGUGAUAUCUCAGCUAACCAGUGUUUGUGGUUGCUUGGAAAAAUAAGAGCGAAAGCGAAUAGAUCUAAGUGUGAAUGAUAACAUCUUCCCACUAGUGGUGUUUGACAAGUUUUGUAGUAGAGAAGAAAAAGAGAGAGAGAAAAACGACACCAAUCCGUGCUCCAGAGGAAUUUGAGUAGUGUAUAGAGUGCAAUAGUGAGUGUGAUUGGAGGAAUAUAGGAAGAGAAAAGUUGGAAUAACACGAAUAACCCGUGCACAAUUUAGUUAAGAAUCUUGAAGCAAAUCGGUGUUAGCAGAAACUACUUAAAAUCGCUUGUACAGCCUCACACAAACCCCGCUGCCUCACCAUGAACAUGGAAUUCCAACCCUUGCCGCCGGUGUCGACGAUGAACAUUGGGCCACCGACGCCGUCCCCGUCGCCCCACAUCCAGAUCCUCUCGAACGGUCCGAACGGCAGCGGUCCGACCGGGGCUGGCGGUGGCGGUGGACCCGGCGGCGGCCACAACGGUAUGGGAAAUCAGGGCGUGCACAGUCAGCUCCUGGGGCCGAUGCCACCACCGAGCAUCCUUCCGAUCGGUAUGCCCCUGCAGCAAGUUGUUCACAACUUGCAGCAUCUUACGAAUGUCGGUGGACUCGGCAUGGGUGGCAACCCACAGCAGCAGCAGCAGCAGCAGCAGCAGCAACAACAACAGCAGCAACAACAUCAGCAUCAGCAGCAACAACAGCAGACACAUCAGAACUUGCUCACGAGCAACACGCCCGGUGCAAACGGACUGACCGGUAUCCAUCACGGUGGCACCCAGAACCUACCGCCUACGUCUCAGCUGCUGCAAGCGAUACAUCAGAACACCAGCAACAACAACAACAACAACAACAAUGGCGCCAAUAAUAACAAUAACAACAACAACACGAUUAAUCUUAACAACAAUAGCAACGGCAACAAUAACAACAACAACAGCAUCACACAGUACCAGGUCCAGCAGCUGUGGAGACAUCACGCGUAUCUAAACGGUAAAACAAGCAAUAACAAAGAUAUCUGCGGCGAGGACAAACACAAAGAGGAGAACGAUCCAUGGAACGUCGAAACACACUCCGCGUUCCUCGGCCCGAACCUAUGGGACAAAACCCUGCCCUAUGACUCUGAUCUCAAAGUGCAUCAGUAUGCUGACCUGGACGAGUUUCUCUCGGAAAAUGGCAUUCCGUACGAUGGAAUACCGAACAGCAAUCUGGGAAAUUCGACCAGCCUGACCGGGCAGCGGUCGGACAGCAUCGGCCACUGUGCGGGGCUGUCGCUGUCCGGUCUCGGGCAGGUCACCACCAAGCGCGAACGGUCGCCCUCGCCAUCGGAUUGCAUGAGCCCGGAAACGAUGAACCCACCGUCACCGGCCGAUUCAAUUUUCGAUGUUACAGCGUUCUCGAUGUCGUCCACCCGCGACUUUGAUCCGCGGACGCGCGCCUUCUCCGACGAGGAGCUGAAACCGCAGCCAAUGAUCAAAAAGUCCCGCAAACAGUUCGUGCCGGACGAGAUGAAGGACGACAAGUACUGGGCGCGCCGUCGAAAGAACAACAUGGCGGCGAAGCGGUCCCGCGACGCGCGCCGCAUGAAAGAAAACCAAAUCGCGCUCCGUGCUGGUUACCUGGAAAAAGAGAACAUGAACCUACAUCGAGAGGUGGAACAGCUGAAGCAGGAAAACAUGGAGCUGCGCGCCCGCCUGUCCAAAUACCAGGAGGUAUAAUCUUAGCCCGGCGUACCCCGGCGGAACAACGCCACGCGUUCGUCUACUUCUAGUACUACUCUACACCAUCACCGUCACUACUACUACUACUACCGCUACUACUACUACUACUACUACUACUAUUUUGCUAACCACUGUCGGCGUCGAUGUGUUCGGCAGCGUCGCAUUGUUUCGCCAGAUCGCCACCGUUUAUCGCCAUUAGAGUCGUCUACCAAUCGUUACCACCGAUCACCAGCAGCAGCUGCAGCAGCGACAGCAGCCAGGCUUACAGCGCAAUGUUGGUGAAAGGCAGCUUUAUGCAAACCCUGCGCGUGCGCGCUCGCGAUCCUCAGCGCUCCCAGCAAACGCAACUGCUGGCGCAAAAAAACCAGGACGCAACGGGCCGCUUCCUUGUUGUGAAGGAUUGCCAAGGGAGAGUUGGACAGCAGAGAGAGAGAGUAAGAAAAAGAGAGAAAGAGAUAGGAAAACACGAGGGAAGCAGUGUUAGAUGCGCUUCCUCCACCCCCACUGCAAGGCUAUUAUAGUUGUACGUGUUAUGUUUCAUUUGUUUUGUUUUGUUUUUCGGUUGUUACUAAGAAUAAGCUCGAUCCAGAAUUGUUGGAAACGGGACGGACCUGUGCGCACGGUGUGUGUAGGGCUUUUUACGUUUGAAACUAAACUGUUUGGAGAGAGAGAGUGUAUCGUUGAUAGCUUAUUUGAUGCUACACAGUAGUAAUGUUGGUAGCUCAAGACAGGCGACAAAGAGCAUAAAGAUAGAACGCAGUAACGUAGAACGCAUGCCUGCUAGACAAAACAGUAGAUCUAGAUCAACUAAAGAGUAGAGAAAGAGAGAGAGAGAGCAAACGAAAGAUCGAAGAUAGAAGCCGCUUGUUUACAUACAAUACAAUUUAACUUACACAAAAAAAAACAAACACACAUUCAAAACCAUCCUCCCCACCUGAAACAAGAGAAAAGGCGUAAAGGAAUGCGAGCAGAUAAAAUGAUUAAAAGCAGAGAAUAGCGUUUAAAAAAUAACUUCAAUUUCAAAGAAGGAAAGAGGAACACAUGAAGCUUUCCUUUUUUCCUUCUUCCGCGCAGUAGAUAAUGCAAAAAAGUAGUCGCAAAAGAGAGCGAGAGAAGUGUUUCGAUUAAGUUUUGUUGUUUUUUUUAUUUGUUUUUCCUUUUGCUUGCUGUCGCGGUUUAAAGGAUUGCUUUAAGUAGCGGGUUCCUUACGACCUGCCUGUCUGCAAAAAAAAAAGAAAUGAUGGAGCGUAAAGCAAAGGGAAAAGCAAAUGUCGGAAAAAAAGUGUCCGAGACGCGGGACGCCUGUAGUUUAAACAUAUAAAAUGCUGGAUUUGUGCAAUUGGUAAUUAUACUGUGACCCGGGUGUGUUAUGUGCAUGUGUUGGGUGGUAGGAGCGAAAUGGAGCGAAUGAGCGCAGCUGGAGUGUGAGCUUGGUAUGACACGUUAAGGAUAGGGUUCAAGCAGAGGUAAAGAGGUGGACCCCGCCUCACUUGUUUGAUAAGCAAACGGUGUCAUUAAGGAUAGUCGUGAGUCAAUUGUCUUGGUUUUCGAGGGGCUCGUUUUUGUUAGUCACGUUGUUACCAUUGGGUGGUUCGUUGCUUUUUUUUGUUGUUUUGAACCGGUGUACAGAGAAGAAGCUCAUCACUUCACUCUGCACCGUUUGUUAAACCACAUCCACACUGACCUGUUGGAUCUUCUCUAUAGUCAUGGGAGAAAUUAGGAGCAUUUCUCCCAAAGCAAACGUUAUAAAAUACAACAAAAACAAACGUUUCACGUGAGAACGACGACGUAGGGCUGUGAGUUUAUCAAAAAAGAAGAAGAAGAAGAAGAAGAAGAAGAAGAAGAACAUAAAAACACAGUUAAUAAGAAGAAACUGUAACUGAGAGAGAAAAAGUGAGAGAGUGUGAACGAUAUGUUGGCAACCGAAACCCAAGCCUUAGUGGAAACCGCUGCUGAAACUGCUGAACCAAAAGAAGAAAACGUAAUGCGUGGCACAAGGUGCAUUUUUUCAUCGUCCUUUUAUGAGAGACACGAUAAAAAGCACGAUGGAAAGGAGGAAGUAAGGUAGCGCUUUACUGCGACCGAACGACUCCUCUGCGCAUGUAGUGCUUGUUUGGGGCCUUGCUGCGCAGCAAAGAAUAUGGCCUUCGGAAUUCGUUUCCAAAAAGUAAAACCCCACUACCCUUCUUCGAUCGAGAUCGACAUUCGGACAUCGGACCAUGAAAUGUACAAAACGCAUCCUAACGCGAGCGAACUCUCUUCCGUAAGGAGCUGAACAGCUGUUUUUCAUGCUCUCUUUUUCUUGUCUCUAACCAACAACUGCUAGAAAAGAGAAGUUUUCCCCAAAAAUACCUGCUAGCAGGACUUCACAUUGGAUCGGCCUCGCGGUUCUAUCCUUCUGUGUACAUCUUUCUUCUCUUCACUCAUGCUUCUGAUUACACUUUCAUCUACUUCGGCCUCUCGGAGCGUUUCAAGAGCACCUCGCCUGUGUUCCCUUAGGCUUCUAGCUUGAAAACAAAUAUUACAAAACACUGUUACGAAAAUACCUGUUAUACCCGAGUUAUACAAACUCUUGUGCUCGUGCUUACUUGGUUGGUGGUUCGGUUAGUUGCUAGUUACCGUUGUGCACCGUUGUGUUGGCAUUGGCUGCCCAAUUGGCUCCACAUACGGCACACACACAAACGGCUGGCACAGAUUGUUGGACGGUAGAGGCGGUAAAGUGAAAGGAUUGACACAAGGACCUGCAGCUAGACAAAUAGUAGAACCUGAAAGCAUAACCGCGCAUGCGUUGAAGGUAGAGUGUGCGGUAGUAGUGAAAUAGAAGAGGAAAUUAUCUUUACACGUUGAUAUAAUGACAAAUUAGCAUGCAUAUUCAAUUAGGUGCGCGGGACAAAUAGCCUCCCAAUUCUACGGCCUUAAGCCGGCCUUUGUACAUACGUUCGAACGUUACGAAACAAAACAAAAAAAAAAUAUUAACAAAAAACCCCAACACACAUACACACAAAAGAAACCCCCCCCCCUCGUAGCCUAAAGCAAGAUGCAGUAGCACGCAGUUAAAUGCUAACUACAAAGAGAGAGAGAUAAAUGCUGUUUGUUUAGUAGAAUUCAUCGAGUACGCGAGUUUUAUCAGACAAAAAAAGAUAUAAAAGCAAAACAUGCGAAACUUCACAGGCACGUGUCCGGGAAGUCAUAAGUCUGCCGGUAUAUCCCUAAGCUUUCUCUGUUGCCUGUCUACCGCAGGUGCUACGCGAUGAUUAGGCUGUGUUUUCUCAUAGCUUUGCGCCUACCGAGCUGAUCUUUCGCAGGAACAUCAAACACAGACACUCGUUAGUACGGUAACCGAAUGAGAUUGAUGAUUUUGGUACACCCUGCACCCCGUAGACUGUUGUUAGCUCUUGGUGUUUCGCUUGGGGAAAAAAAAAACAGGACGACGGCACUCUCGCGAAGAAUUCAAUGCAAAGACUUUACCUGAGGGGCUACGCAUGGGAGUGGCAGUGACGGAACGUACGAUUGGUGAUGGUUAACGAUAGAAACGAUGCAAACGGAAUAGAAAAAGGCCGGCAAGAAUGGCGGUACCGGUGGUAGUGGAAAUGGACGUAGUGGUAGCACGUAGGACGUGUGGGGGAUAAACGGCACCAGCAAAAGCAAAAAGCAAAAAGCUGUUACCAUUCAAACAGUGAUGGCAAAUGGUGUAGAAAUGUGAGGGCGGGAGGAUGGAAUCAAAAGUAAGGAAAAGGAAAAAUGAGAAGAAAAAAAAACACACAUACACAUACAUACACACAUACACGAGAGCAAACAAUUAGUAGUCUGAUUCAAUUGUAGUGAUAGUAACAUUUAGUAAGUGACACAUGGCGAUAAAUAUGUAAUUUGAUAAGGUUGAUGAAUGGUGAAGCAGAACGGAAAAGAGAAAGAGAGAGAGAGAGAGAGAGCAAGAAAGCAAACAAAACAAAGCUACCAAGAGCAGAAAAGCUAAAAAGCAUAAAAGAAACAAACAAACAAACAAAACAAAAACAAACUAACUAACAAACACACAUAAGUGUGGAAAAUGAUUAAUGAAAGGCAAGCUUAAAAGGAAAGCGUGGUUGGCAGGGUGAAAAAAGGAAAAGGAACAAGGAAAUGGUUUUUUGAGGUGAAAAUGUGAAUGUGAAAAACAAAUGAGCGAAAUCGAUGCUGAGCUGUGGCCGCGUGUUGCUGGAGCGUGUUUAAAUGCGGGGAAACAAAAACCCGAUGAUAUGGUAGGCCGGAAAGCUCAGUAACGCGUCAAGCACAGCAAGUGCUGUAGUUCAAACUUUUGCGCACACCUGAGUUAAUUCCUCCGGAAAAGAACGAACCGUUUUGUUGUUGAAAUAAGCUAAAAAUUAACGUGACGUUGUAAAGGAAAUGCAAUUCCCUGGAUCGACAAAUGAUUCAAAAUUAACGGCUAUUGGAAAAACACGUGAAUUCACAAAAUUUAACUAUUGACCUGAUCUGAGCCGUGUAGUUGUCGUUGUUGUUACCAGUACAUACACACAUACAUUCAGUCAGUAGAACCAUGCUACCAUAUCCAAAGCAUCAAGUUACCAAAUGAUUGCGUUACACGUUUCUAUAGUGAAGAUGUUUAUUUUUUUUCGUUUUGUCUUCUUUCGGUCUCACGUGCUACUCAUUAAAUUAUUCUCACCCUUUCUUUGCGUCUCACCAUAUCUCUCUCUCACCCGCUGAGCACCAGUGAGCAGAGCGUGAGCAAAGCGGGCAGGGUUUUUCGGUUUGCUACCGGUUGCUGGUUGUCCUCAAUCGGUUUGUUUUCCGUUUUGUUUCGUUUCGUUUUGGUUGGUACCUUUCUUAUACUGUCAGCUAUUUUCUGUACAAAGUUUGUGUUCAAAGUUUUCUUUUUCUUCCCUUUCUCAGUAGUGUAAUCAAUUUUGCUUUGCAUCUUUGUUGAAUCGUUUGUAUUGAGGUUUGUUUGCUUUUUUUUUGGUUUUAUUUUCCCAUUUCGCUUCAGUUUGGGCUUAAGGAUGUGGUCAGUUAUUGCCUUUUCUUUGGGCACCGCAAAACAAAGCACACAAAAACUACACGACAACACACAGACACACAAACGCAAGCAAAAAGAACAACAGCAAGCAAAGGAAGGAACAGCUGAAAUGGGAAUAGUAAACUAAAGCGUAAAAUACCCUCACAAUCACCACCAACCCUAGUGCACCUAGUUAUGACUUACACACCCGGAGAAAGAUUAUUAGUAAGUGCUAGGAUACGAUAAGCUAUAAAACGUAUGCCCGUCCCGUGGGUGAAAAAAGGAACAAAACGUGGAGUAAACACAAGAGAGUAGGAAGAACAAAAAGGCGUAAAACAAAGAGAAGAAAUAUAGUGUUGUGUAGCAGCAGAGCAGAGAUGUGAAGAAGUAGUGAAGUAGUAGAAGAAGAAGAAGAAAAGAAAAACAAACAAAAACAAACAAAAGUGUAGAAAGUAAACAUAGUGGCUCCUAGUUAAGCGAAUUUGUUUUGUUUUUGUUUUUGUUUUUCGUUUUUUUUUUGUGUAAUUGUUAUCACUUCGCAGUAGCAGCUUUACGAUUAAUAAGGAAAUUGGUUAAUGUUCGUUUUUACCCUCUAUCCGCCACUCCCCAUUUGUUGCUUCUCUAAUAGCUCUUUAAGGUGUUUCUUCUCCCUUCUCAACUUUUUAGUGUUCUUGCGGUAAAGAAGAAAUCUAUCUAUUAUUAUCUUGUAUUUAGCAAAUGUUAUGUAUUAUUUCUUUACGUUUUGGCAUAUAUUCGUUUUCACUCAUUUUCCUUUUGUUUUCGUUUCGAAAAAUUUCAAAUACAAAGAUAAAAAAAUCUAUUGGCAAAAAACAGUCUUAGCACAGGUUUGUCACAAUUUACACCAUGCUGCAAAUGGAUUCGAUUGCAAAAAGCAACAAAACUAUGUAUUGAUUUAAAUUUACACACUAAACCCUUUGCCGUGCUACCUUAUCUAAAUCCUUUCUCGUACACUGCUUAACUCCAAUCUACUUAUGGAUUAUUUCUACUUUGUAAAUGUUAUUUAAUGUAGUAAAUACCUGUUUUCCUCUUCUUUUGUUGGUUUGUUUAACCCCGUUUUGCCCUAAUUGUGAAUAUAAUUGGUAUAGUGUUAAGUGCUGGCAGGAGAACCCGGAAGGUUUCCCGCUUUUUGCCGCUUUUCCCACACUUUUAUUUUCUUUCUUACUCUUACAUUUCUCUUACUCGCUACUGUUCACUUACUUCUGUAGAUAAGCUCGUUGGUGUUUUGUUUUUUAUCUCUUCUUUUCACUUCCGAUGGCGUUUGUUUUUGGUAGCUCUUUUCGAAAGUAAACAAAGGAAAGUAGAAAAGCUUAGGCACGUAGACGAAAGCUGCAGCUUACAAAAUGAAAUGCGUUAAUGGGCAAUAAUUUAGAAGCAGACGCAAACAUAAAAAAAAUAAAACAAGAACUACAACUUAAAACUCAUCCCCCCCCCAUUACACUCAGUGUAUGAACAUGUUCUGUUGCAGGACAUACAAACACACAAAAGAAAAGACAACCGAAGAGGGAACGCGAGUAGUAGAAAACGGCAAAGGAAAGCAAACGCGCAUAAUUAAGACGAAACUUACGAGCAUUCAUCCAUUCUUUGAGUUUAUUAACCUGUUUCCCCCCCCCCCCCGGCCCUUAAUUCUAUUAUAUUAUAACUAUCGUCUGUCACAUUACAAACUCACUCACUCUCUCUUGUUAAAAACACACACACAAACAUAAACUAUGCAAAUGCACACAGACAGAAAGAGAGAGAAAGAGAGAUACACACAUACAUACACACACUCAAGUCAAUGGAAAACAAUGGCAGCGAUGAAAAAUAGGGAGGGGAAAAAAGAAAAAGAACACAGGGCUGGUUUCGGGGCCUUUGCGUUCGUCACGAUUACUACGAUUACAUUUAUGAUUAAUUAAUUAUAUUAAUAUUAUUAUUAUUAUUAUUUUCUAGCGAAUGAUUACGAUUUUUUUUUCGUCGAAAAGAGAUCAAUAAAACUAUAAGCAUAGUUAAGUGACACUUGUUUUCUUUACGUUGUUGACGUGGUUGUCGCUGUUGUGUUGCUGUUGUUGUUAUACCUUUCGGUUUGUUUACUGCCCCUGGAGAGAGAGCCCUGAGUUGGGGCUUUCAGUCAUGGCUUGAUCGAUGCUACAACAAAAAAAAACAAGAUAAAGCCUACUACAAUUAUAGAACGGAAUACAGGUAGUACGGACCUUUUACCCAUUGGUCCCUCGUAACAAACAAACAAACAAAAAGAACACUAGUAACACUCCCUCCUCCCCAUUACUUAACGAUGGUAUCCUUCCAAAAAUGAUCACACAGACAAAGAGACUCACCGAAUUACUAUUAUACUAUUAUUCUUAGUAUACCCUUUAGUGGAAUAGAUGUAGCGAGUAUAUUAUACAGAAGCAUUAGUACGAGCUGUAGUAGCUAGUGUGUUUGUAGUUGUUUAACUGUUAUACAGCCCUUUCUAUUUAAACAAAAAGAAGCUUCGAAAGUACGAGAAAAUUAUUAGCAUAAUAAGAAUACAUGAACACAAGUUUGCAAAAUUCGGUUUUUGGUUUUAAACACCUUUCUCGUUUUACAUCCACCUCCAGUAGACUGUACUUGUGUGUCCUAAUCCCGUCCUGUGUGCAAAUGAAACGAUGUAUUGAAAGCCCAGAAUUCAACCAAUUCCCAAUCUUUAAUCUGGAAGAAACAGAUAGCACACUGCUACAUGUGAAACCUUCGAAACAAUAAACGAACGAUGUGGAAUCGAUUUUUACAAAAUCAAACCGUACUAGCGAGUGUUUUGCGUACGUAGCAGCAGCAGCAGUAGCAGCAGAAGCAGCAGAAGAGUUCUGCGCAUGUAAAACACUAACCAAAUAUGGUAGUGAAGUUAAAACUCAUUAAAAAAAAAAAACAAACGCUUAACAUUGCAAAUAGUAAUAUAAAACAAGCUGGCGAGUGUAAGAAAAACAGAAGAAGCAAAAGGUUACGGUGGACGAUGCAACAAGUUGAUUAUGAUGAAAAAUAAAGAGAAAAUUAGUAAACCACAAACACCGCUCCAUUUGGCAUGAUGAUGGAUGGAUGUUGUAGUUGUAGUUGCAAGUAGUUGCUAGCAAACGGUAGUAUUCGUAGCAGCAGUUGUAGUUUGUAGCAGUAGUACUGUAUGGCUCAGAAAGUAGCUAAUAGUAGCCGAAACAGUAGUUGACUGAUAUUGGCAGAAAAGGAAAGAAUCACAUGAAAAGAAAAAAAAAAACAAUUGUUCAAUUAGCUCGUUUUGUUCGUGUAGUGUGUUUGGGUCUUCCGGAAGUAAUGGAUGCUUUGUUUGAUAGUGUGAAUAUCAUUUGUGAAAGAACUUAGAAAGCAACUCUAUUUUGCGUGGAAUAAUCAUCAUUUAUUAUGAAUUGGUUUGUACACUUUUAGACUCUUUGGCUUUAAUUAGUCUUUACUGUUCGAUUAUAUAUAUAUUUUUCUCUACUUUGUGCGUUUUAUUUGAGAACCCCGUUUUUAACCCCUCCUCAAAGGAAAUUAAAUUAUUAAGAUACCAGUGCAGCUAGCGAGACUGAAAUUAAUGAGAAAAAAAGCAAGGAAAAUCGUAUAAAAUAUAUAUAAAAGCAUUGCAAGCAAAUCUGUUACUGUGGCAGUGUACUGCCGUUCAACAAAAACCAAAACAAGUUAAAGCUAAAUGUUUGUUCCGGUGGAAUCGCGCUUGGUGUAACAUUUUGAAGCAAUUAAAAGUGCAUAAAACAUCGGUAAGAAUGUGUGCCGUGUGUGAAGUAUAGAAGCAGUUUAUCAAAGUAAAACUAUAAAUGUUCUUUUUUUUUCAUGCAACUCUACCAAUUUUCACAAUUCACCAUCUGAUUUUAACAAUUUUUUGGUUGAAUCUUGCAAACAAGGGCUCUCUUUCACAAACGAUUGAGUGCAAAGAGUGCAUUUCAAGCGCGUAGAAAUGAAAACCUGCCAAUAAGUAUAUUGAAGAAGAAGUAAAAAACGGAUAACAGGGAAAGACUCAACGUGUGCAUCCUUGCAAGGAAAUGGUAACCAAUGUUGUUAAUAGGGAUAAUAUUAAAGCAACAAACCUGUACUCACACACAUACAUACUCAUUACGGUGCCGAGGGUAAGAAGCUGUAACUAAAUCAAUUUUACGUAAAAUCUGGAAACGAUUCAUUCAUCUAUCAACUAAGGUCGGCCACAUCAGCAUCCUCACACGCUCACAAGCUCACAAAGGCCGCAUAUGCAAGUCGAGCAAGCUCGUUUAGCUGAACGUAUUUUGUGCAAGAAUAAUAAGAACAAAAAAGUGCCUCAUCAUCAUCGCCAUCAGUAAAAAUCGGAAACGAAUCUACAAGAAGGAGCAAGAGAAAUGAAAUAAAUCAUCAAACCAGUAAGACAUAUGCAAAAAAACAGAACAGUGCAACAUCACGAUGAGCAGCAUACAACAAUAAGCGCAAAAGUACGGAGUAUGUGGAACAGAAACAUAAUAAAACUUGUUGAAAAGAGAAAUAAAACGAAGCAUCAUUAAUUAAUUGUUGAUCGUAAAUGUUACAGAAAAGGAUAAAACACAUCAUCGCAGUAAUUAAUCAAUCGCAAAUAUAAGUAAAUAGAACAAAAACAAAAGUGAACAUUAUCACCAAACAAGUGAUUAGUAUUUUGCUUUAAUUUCCAACAUUUUGCUGUCACAUACGGUAAUUGAAGACGCAGUUAGUGAAUUCUAGUUGUCUAACAAUAUUACUCAUAUACAAGCCACUCUCCUCGCACAGUACGUUGUUAGAUGAGUCCCAGUCAAGCAGAGAGUAAAUUUUAUUAUAAAAAGUAGCGAUAUGAUUACUGUCUAUUUUAUGUUUUACUUACAAAAAAACAACACUCAAUUCCAAUAAUAAUUUCAUUUUAAAUGGCAAAUAGUGUAGACGUUCAAUGUUAUGCUUCUAUCUAUCUGUGGCCAGCUGUAGCAUAAUAUGUUUUCCAAAAGAUCACCCAUAAUGAACUAUUCCAAACUCCACAAACACACUCACACACAAACCCUGAACUGAUGUGGCACACGAACGAUGAAACAUGCUAUUUUACCAAAAAAAAAAAAA